Messenger RNA from Eruca vesicaria subsp. sativa (arugula), 1772 nucleotides. The record is from the annotation of a GenBank genome assembly. NCBI's taxonomy places the organism in Eukaryota, Viridiplantae, Streptophyta, Magnoliopsida, Brassicales, Brassicaceae.
AUGGAGGCGGAGAAGAUGGAGCUGAAGCUUUACAACACGAUGACUCAACAGAAGGAAGUUUUCAUUCCGAUCACUCCUGGAAAAGUUGGGUUGUACGUCUGUGGAAUCACAGCUUACGAUUUCAGCCACAUCGGCCAUGCACGCGCCGCCGUUUCUUUCGACGUUCUCUACAGAUACUUGAAGCAUUUGGGCUAUGAAGUUAAUUUCGUCAGAAAUUUCACAGAUGUUGAUGACAAGAUAAUCAUACGUGCUAACGAGAAUGGAGAGAAACCGUUAGAGUUGAGUAAUCGCUUUUGCGAGGAGUAUUUAGUUGAUAUGGGUGCUCUUCAAUGCCUCCUUCCCACCCACCAGCCACGUGUCAGCGACCAUAUGGAUCACAUAAUAGACAUGAUCAAAACGAUCAUUGCGAAAGAUUGUGGGUAUGCUGUGGAAGGCGAUGUGUUCUUCUCUGUCGACAAGUCACCAAACUAUGGUAGGUUGUCGGGUCAGCUGCUGGAACAUACAAGAGCUGGUGAGAGAGUUGCGGUUGAUUCUAGAAAGCGUAACCCUGCUGAUUUUGCAUUAUGGAAGGCUGCAAAACCUAAUGAGCCGAGUUGGGACAGCCCGUGGGGUCUGGGAAGACCGGGAUGGCACAUCGAGUGCAGUGCCAUGAGUGCUCAUUAUCUUUCUCCAAGAUUCGACAUUCAUGGUGGUGGUGCAGAUUUGAAAUUCCCACACCAUGAAAAUGAGCUUGCUCAGACAUGUGCUGCAUGUGAGGAUGGUGGUGUGAAUUACUGGUUGCAUAAUGGGCAUGUCACUAUCAAUAACGAGAAGAUGGCAAAAUCAAAGAAAAACUUCAAAACAAUCAGAGAAAUGACAGAAAGUUACCAUCCAUUGGCUCUGAGGCACUUCUUAAUGAGUGCACAGUACCGGUCUCCUCUGAGUUUCUCAGCGUCACAGCUAGACAGUUCCUCAGAAGCUUUGUAUUAUGUUUAUCAGACAUUGCAAGAUCUUGAUGAUGCUCUCUUGCCAUAUCGAGAAGCAAUGUCUGAAGACUCCGGAAAGUCUGAACAUACUGCAGAAGCCAAAGACAUCAUUAACAAGCUCAAAAGUGAGUUUGAAGGAAAGAUGUUAGACGAUUUGAACACUGCCCAUAUAUUAACUGGUGCUUAUCAAGAUGCAUUGAAAUUCAUCAACGCUUCCAUCGGCAAGCUCAAGAAAAUGCAGAAGAAACAGAGGAUGUCCCUGCUUGUGUCACUCGUUGAGAUUGAGAAAGCAGCCAGGGAAGUUCUUGAUGUACUUGGUUUACUCACUACCCUGAGCUAUGCCGAGAUUUUGAAAGAAAUGAAACAGAAAACAUUAACAAGAGCAGGAUUGAGCGAAGAAGACAUUUCACAGAAAAUAGAAGAAAGGAUAAUGGCGCGGAAGAACAAAGAGUUUGAGAAAAGUGAUCAGAUUAGAGCAGAGCUGACAGUUAAAGGAAUAGCAUUAAUGGAUAUUGGCAAAGAAACUGUGUGGAGGCCAUGUUUCCCUCUUCAGGCUAGUUCCAGUGAUUAAGCAAAAGAACAGAGAGAUGGAGCCAAGUCAACACUUUCGUCAUCUCUCAUUCUUCUUCUUUAGUCUUUGUUUAAGGCUCUCUCUUUAUUACUCUGUUUCUGGAGUUGUCCCAGUGACUCCUAAUAGACACUUGCAGUUUUUGUUUGUAUCUGAAUAUUCAUCACAGUGACCUUUUUAUCAAGUGUAACGAUAUGUUACUUUGGAUAUUACUCUACAUCAGUGACAAACACUAUCCC